Molecule: messenger RNA, 1044 nt
Organism: Strongylus vulgaris
Lineage: Eukaryota; Metazoa; Nematoda; Chromadorea; Rhabditida; Strongylidae
Source: the annotation of a GenBank genome assembly
AUGCUAGUGAUUGAUUCGGAUAGUGCAGUGGUGUUUAUCGGUCAUGAAUCUUUCGCACUUGACAAGCCGUUGCCGAACAAUCACAGAUUUCGAUGGAUUCUUUUCGUGCGUCCCAUUGUUGGGAACAAAUUCACAGAUAGAAGCUUUCUCAGCAAGGUGGAGGUUGAGCUGCAUCCCACCUUCACGAAUCCAUACCGUGUGCUAAAAGAGCCACCAUUUGAAUUGGAAGAGACUGGCUAUGCAUCGUUCACCCCAAAGCUCACAAUUUACUUCAAUACUCCUCAUGCAAAGCCAUAUCCGGUGCAGUAUGAUAUGAAUCUCAAGCUUGAAGCACAUGCAUUUCAUCAGCAAGAGCUUACGUUUGCUAUGUCGGACGUUCCUGCUUCGUUUUUGGAGUUGGUUAAACGAUUUUGCGGUUCUACUGAUGGGAAAAGGAAGAAGCGAGAUGUUGAUGGGUCAUCAAAUAAGCCUAAAAAGUCUAAACCUAAUGAAGGAAGGAGUCAUGACGUACCUAUGAAAGAGGUUAAGGAAGAGAAGAAGAAGGAGAAGAGCCGUGAAGGCGAGAAGAGUAAAGAAAAGAAGCAUAAACGAUCAUCUAAAGAUUCCAGUGAUAGCACUGAUCGUGAAUUAGUACCAAUACGAGACUCAUCCCCAAGCCCAUCGCCUAUGGAUACCUCAUCAGUCCAACGUAGUACGGCAAUCACGCCUCAAAGGCCAGUGAAGGUGGCUCCAACAAAAACCGAAGAUCGGGGACAGGACAGCUCAAGCGAUUCGUCGUCGUUGUCCGAAUCAUCUCCAUCUUCAUCAUCCUCGGUCGGGGCAUCUAGUCCACCGUCUCGUACACGAACACUUCCACUUACUGAACUACACCGUCGGCUCACGUCACUUACGGAUGAAAACGUUAUAUUUCGGGUAGCUGAGAUUCUACUUACACAUCCUACAGCAUCGACAAUGUUGCUACCAUCGAGGCCAAGUAUCUCGUUCGAUCUCACAUCAGCUGACGCGGCUCUUGUCGCUAAGCUAAGCCAUGCACUCAUGAGCUGA